AACAGAGCCAAAUAAAGACCCCGGCAAGACAAGGCCGGGGGGCUUCAUGUCCAGAUGUCCCGCAUUUGACGUCUGCCAGGUAUAGGAGUGAACUGAAGAACUUAAGCCAAGGGUAGGUUAAUAGGUCGAAGUCGAACGAAUGGAAAGAAAGCCGCAAAACCGCCAACCUUCCUGGACGGCGGGACUGCCCUCCCCACACCACCAACCAAUCACAACCUGCAAGAGCGGGCCUGGCUGCGAGGACCCGACCCCAGAGGGCACAACCCGGAGCGUUCUGCCCGCGCAGCGGGGGCGGCGACCGCGGUUCCGGGGACGACGCGACGACGCGCCGCCCGACCGGUAGGAGUCGCCCUCGGCGAGCGGGCUCGAAGGCCACGACGUGUGCCGCGCCUCCGCCUCACGCUGCCACUGACCGCUCGACCCGCAGACAUGGUGGAAGCGGAUCGCCCGGGGAAGCUUUUCAUCGGCGGGCUCAACCCCGAAACCGACGAGAAAGCCCUCGAGACCGCGUUUGGCAAGUAUGGCCGCAUCACCGAGGUGCUCCUGAUGAAGGAUCGAGAAACCAGCAAGUCCAGGGGCUUCGCGUUCGUCACCUUCGAAAACCCGGCAGACGCCAAGGCCGCCGCCAGAGACAUGAACGGCAAGUCCCUGGAUGGUAAGGCCAUCAAGGUGGCGCAGGCCACCAAGCCGGCGUUCGAGAGCGGCCGGCGGGGCCUGCUGCCCGCCCGCAGCCGCGGCCGCCCGAGGGGCCUGCGCGGGGCCCGCGGCGGCGGCCCGCGGCGACCCCCAUCCCGGGGUGGGCCCGGGGACGACGUCAGCUACGCGGGCGAUUUCGACCUGCGGCCCUCCAGGGCCCCGAUGCCCAUGAAGCGCGGGCCUCCGCCACCGCCCCGCAGGGCCGGCCCGCCCCCGAAGAGAGCCGCGCCGUCGGGCCCGGCUCGCAGCGGCGGCGGCGGAAUGCGCGGGCGGGCCCCGGCCGCGCGGGGGCGAGACGGCUACGCAGGCCCGCCGCGCCGGGAGCCGCCGCCCCCGCGCCGGGACCCCUACCUGGGCCCCCGGGAGGAGGGUUACUCGCCCCGAGACGGCUACUCGAGCCGCGACUACCCGAGCGCCCGCGACCCCCGGGAUUUCGCCCCCUCGCCGCGAGAGUACACCUACCGCGACUACGGCCACUCCAGCGCCCGGGACGACUGUCCAUCGAGAGGCUACGGCGACCGAGACGGCUACGGGGGCCGCGACCGCGACUACGCCGACCAUCCUAGCGGAGGCUCCUACCGAGACACCUUCGAGAGCUACGGGGACCCGCGCAGCGCCGCCCCCGCGCGGGGGCCCCCGCCAUCCUACGGCGGCGGCGGCCGCUACGACGAGUACCGCGGCUGCUCCCCCGACGCCUACGGCGGAGGCCGCGACGGUUACGCCGGUGGCCGGAGCGAGCGCUACUCGAGGGGCCGCGACCGGGUAGGCCGAGCGGAUCGCGGGCUCCCGCCGUCCAUGGAGAGGGGCUGCCCUCCCCCGCGCGAUUCCUACAGCCGUUCGGGCCGCAGGGUCCCCCGAGGCGGAGGCCGCCUGGGAAGCCGCUCGGAGAGAGGGGGAGGCCGGAGCCGAUACUGAGCCCGAACAGACCUGGGGCCGAAAUCCUUUCUCAGAAGCGCCCGAAAAGAAGAGCCGGUUCUGUGGUAACUACCAGAGGACUAGUACAAGGAAGAGUUGUUUUUACCUUUUAAGAAUGUCCUGUUAACUUCCUCUCCACAAUUUUUUGUGCUUUUGCGAGGAAAAAGUUAAAACUCGUUUCAUUUCGUUUUGGAAUUGUUAACGUUUCUUUCAACAAGCUCAUUUAAAAGCAUACGACUUGAA
Molecule: messenger RNA, 1854 nt
Organism: Camelus dromedarius (Arabian camel)
Lineage: Eukaryota; Metazoa; Chordata; Mammalia; Artiodactyla; Camelidae
Gene: RBMXL2
Product: RBMX like 2
Exons: 2
Coding region: 430-1611 (393 amino acids)
Biological process (GO): positive regulation of mRNA splicing, via spliceosome
Cellular component (GO): spliceosomal complex
Molecular function (GO): RNA binding
Source: RefSeq, a predicted model, not a curated record